AUGGCGCUCCCUUUGACAGCAUCGCAGACCCUCGAGGCUGUCUACAACUCGUUGGCUCCGUUAUGGGUGGAGCUUUCCUUCCUGUUUUUCUUCUCCAUGGGCUUUUUCUAUCUCCGUGCCGAGAACUUUCGCAAAGGGAAGAAGUUUCAAAAAGACGGAACUUCAAGGGUGAAGGGCCUUGAGCCACAGUUCCGUGCUCCGGUUCGCAAGACACUUGAAGCCGAAGCCGCUGCAGGUAACGCCUCCAAACUUCUGGAAGCAUGGCGAACCGAACAGAGCAAGGCACCCACACCGAGAGACCUGCUGAAGCCCGUUGUCCAAGCAUUCAUCGAUGCAGAGCCCGAGGCGUUGGUUGUUGAAAUCAUUGGGCACCUUGAAAUGCACAAGGACAGCUUGGUGAAUUCGUGGUGUGGUACGGUGAUCUUGGACACGGUGGCACGUUCGGGCAACGUUGAGGUGAUGAUGGAGUUGUGGGACGUGUUCCAGAAGAAACUGAGCUUGAUUCGCAGCUGCUCGAUGUUUGAGGUGGUUCUUGGAGGAUUUGCUUCUGCUGGUCAUCCUGAGAAGGUGGCUGAGUUUGAAGCUUUGAUGCGCAAAGACAGGCUGAAACUAUCUCCGCGUGGCCACUCGCUGAUCAUCAAGGGCUUCCUGAAGAAUGGCUUGGUGGACGAGGUCUUCCACCGCAUCAUCGCAAUGACCAAAUCCGGGCACGUCGUGCCUGCCUUUGCCGUGGCUCAGUUUUUGCGCGUGGCUGCUGAGAAUGGGAAGGCUGCCGCAAUGUACGAGCAACUUUUGGAGGAGGGCAUCUCUCUUGGCACAGAAGCUGUCACGGUGAUCCUCGAGGAAUGUGUGAAGAGUCACGAUGCAAAGCUUGCCCGAAAAGUGGAACAGCAUGCCCGUACUGCCCGCGUGCCGUUCAACAUGCAUGCCUAUGAUGCCAUGCUGAAGGCCUAUGCAGAGGAUUGUGAUGUCCGCGCACUUGAGAUCUUCAAAGAGAUGCAGGCCGAAGGCCACACCAUCAGCGAAGGCCUUUGUGUCGGUCUUUUGGCUCGCUGUGCCGAGGGCAAGUUCCUGAGCUUCGCUGAGGAGAUCAUCCGUUUCGUACGUGCCGGUGGUGCCGGUGCUGGAAUGACCAUCGCCGUCUACAGUGGCUUGAUGAAAGUCUACGCCUACAGCGGAAUGUACGGCAAAGCCUGUGAUUUGUACGACCAGAUCCGCUCCGACGGCUUGGAACCGGACCAGAUGAUGUACGGCUGCCUGAUGAAGUUCUCCGUGGAAUGCGGCAGGACCGCCUUGUCCCAAGAGCUCUCCGAGAAGCUCUCCGUGCUCGACAUCCAGAACUACAUGUCCCUCAUCAAGGCUGCUGGUCGUGACCGUGAUGUCGACCGUGCAUUUGGUAUCAUCCAACGCCUCCGUGAGAACAAUGUCAAGCCGGAUGCCAUUGCCUUCAACUGUGUCUUGGAUGUUUGCGUGAAAGCUGGCGAUAUCCACCGUGCCAGACAGCUGGUUCAAGAGAUGGAGGAACUUGGCCUGCUGGAUAUCAUCACCUACAACACCUUGCUGAAAGGAUACUGCAACAAUAACGACAUCAAAGGUGCCAAGGACCUGCUGUCUGAGAUGUCGGCCGCAAACUUCGAGCCAAAUGAUGUUUCCUACAACUGCAUCCUCAAUGCAGCUGUGAACUGCGGCAACUUUGAAGACGCGUGGGAUACCAUCGCGAAAAUGGAACAAAUGAACGUGAAGCCUGACCACUACACUGUGUCCAUCAUGCUCAAAGCGCUGAAGAGAGCCAAAGGCACCAAGGAUGUGCAUCGCUGCCUGAGCUUUUUGGAUCGCUCCAGCAUUGAUCCCUGCUCAGAUGAGAUUCUGAUGAACACUGUGUUGGAGACCUACAUUCGCCACAAGGAAUACAGGCGUUUGGAAAGCCUCCUCAGCAAAUUUGAGCAGUCAAACUUGCGACCUUCAGUUCCUACUUAUGGCUCGAUCAUCAAGGCAUACGCAAACCUGAAGCGCCCAGAGAAGUGCUGGCACUUUUGGAAUGAGAUGCAAGGCCAGCGAGGCUUGGAGCCCAACGACAUCGUCUUCGGCUGCAUGCUCGAUGCUCUCGUGUGCAACAACCAAGUGGAUGAAGCCGUGAAGCUCUUCGAGAGCAGCACUCUGAAGCCCAACGCCGUGCUGUGCUCCAUCCUCGUGAAGGGCUUCACAACCACAGGGCAGACCCAACGUGCCAUGUCUCUGUGGCAUGAAAUGCGCAGCAAGGGCGUGAGGAUGAACACAGCCGCAUGCAACGCCUUCGUCGAUGCUCAAGCUCGAGUUGGUAACAUGGAUGAGGUGCUGCUCAUUGUGGAAGCCAUGGCACAAGACGGUUGCAGGCCAGAUGGCAUCACCCACUCCACCAUUGUGAAAGGCUAUGCCGUGAAAGGAGAUCUGGACAAGGCAAUGGAUGUCUUGCGCAGCAUGCAGGACAGUGGCAUGCACCACGAUGCCAUCGUGUACAACACCAUCCUUGACGGAUGCACCAAGCACAAGCGAACAGACCUUGUGGACCCAAUCCUUGAGAGCAUGCAGGAGCACCACAUCAGCCCAACCAACUUCACAUUGGGCAUCCUGGUGAAGUUCUACAGUCGCCAGAAGCAGCUGGACAAGGCAUUUGCAUGCAUGACUACCCUGCCGAAGCGUGGGAACUUUAUUCCAAAUUGCCAAGUCUGGUCUUGCUUAAUGGGAGCUUGCCUGAUGAAUGGCAGUCCUGCCAAAGCGUUGCAAGUGUUCCGUGACAUGCGUGCUACAGGGCAGAGUGCUGACACAAGGGCUUGUACAUCACUGGUGUCGGGCUUGGUGCGCAUGGGCCAAUUGAAAGAUGCCGUGCAGGUGGUGGAUGAUGUGCUUGGACUCACCGGCAAAGGCAAGUGUCAUGGUGUUACCAUUGACCAGGAUUGUUUGGAGAGUUUGUUGACUGCCUUGGUUCAGAAAGGUUUGCGUGAAGACAUGGCAGCACCGCUCUUGGAACGGCUCCGUGCAGCCCAUGUUCCGCUGAGUGGCCGUCUGAUGGCCGCAACCCUCGCUGACGGACCGGACUAUGCAGGACCUCCAAAUCCACGCUCAAAAUCAAAGUCCCAAUACUACGCAUAA
Molecule: messenger RNA, 3129 nt
Organism: Cladocopium goreaui
Lineage: Eukaryota; Dinophyceae; Suessiales; Symbiodiniaceae
Source: the annotation of a GenBank genome assembly